Molecule: messenger RNA, 809 nt
Organism: Striga asiatica
Lineage: Eukaryota; Viridiplantae; Streptophyta; Magnoliopsida; Lamiales; Orobanchaceae
Source: the annotation of a GenBank genome assembly
UGGAAUGCAAACAACUGAAGCGCUUAAACUACAGAUGGAGGUCAAAAAGCGACUUCAUGAGCGAUUGGAGGAACAAAUGUGCAGCUGGGCAUUCAGUGUCGGCAAAGGAGACAGUUGAGGUGAUGACAUGUGAUAUUAACGAGGCUAUUUCUUGUGAAAUUUCUGGUAUGAUGAUUUGGUCAUACUGUCGAAUCAUGGGGCAGAGUACACCUUCACGGGCUAAACCAAAACCAGUGGGCGAAGCGAAGCCAGAAGAUAACUCACCGAUAAGAGAGGUGGCCCUCACGGUAUCGACCAUGGAUGGUCCCUCUCUCAUUCUCUUUGAAAUACCAGAAUUGGUAGGUAUCUUCAGGCUUUUAUUAUUUGCAUUUUACGCUGACAUGGGUAGCUCGAGAGAUAUUGCAAUAGGGCCCGUGGCAGUCGUUUCACUUCUUCUAAGAGCUAUGUUGCAAAAUGAGAUUGAACCGGUCAAGAAUGCACAUUAUUACCGUUGGUUGGCUUUCACGACAGCUCUUUUUGCUGGCAUAACACAAGCGACCCUCAGCAUUCUCCAAUGUUUCUUUUUUUCAGGUUUAAACGGUUUAAAAGGGAUUUUGAGUAAUACUUCUUGUCGCAUACGGGCAUAUUUACCAAGAACUCAGAUAUUGUUUAGGUUAUGCCAGUCUGUUUUCAGCUCUGCCCAUCAUGGAAAUUCCCGCACACGCAAGUCGGGGAUAGAGUUGGCAUCUGGUAAACACCUCCCCUCUUCACAAUCUCUCAUUCCAAUUCUCAAAAGGAACAAUUCAGUCACUCACAUAUUCACAGGAAAC